Molecule: messenger RNA, 1293 nt
Organism: Dioscorea cayenensis subsp. rotundata (Guinea yam)
Lineage: Eukaryota; Viridiplantae; Streptophyta; Magnoliopsida; Dioscoreales; Dioscoreaceae
Product: microtubule-associated protein RP/EB family member 1C
Exons: 6
Coding region: 117-1094 (325 amino acids)
Biological process (GO): protein localization to microtubule plus-end; spindle assembly; regulation of microtubule polymerization or depolymerization
Cellular component (GO): cytoplasmic microtubule; microtubule organizing center; spindle midzone
Molecular function (GO): microtubule plus-end binding
Source: RefSeq, a predicted model, not a curated record
UCAAAGAAACCCUAACCCUAACCCUAAUCCCUCAUCUUUCUCUCUCUCUAUCUCCAUCGAUCGGAGCUCAAAUCCGAGGCCGGAGAAGCGAAGAAGAAGAGGAGGGAAGAAUCUCCAUGGCGGCGACCAAGAUUGGUAUGAUGGAUUCAGCUUACUUCGUUGGAAGGAACGAGAUCCUUGCCUGGAUCAACACCACACUUCAACUCAAUCUAUCCAAAGUCGAGGAAGCGGCGUCGGGGGCCGUGCACUGCCAGCUGAUGGACGCCGUGCACCCGGGAGUGGUGCCGAUGCACAAGGUGAACUUCGAUGCUAAGAACGAGUAUGAGAUGAUCCAGAACUACAAGGUCUUGCAGGAUGUCUUCAACAAGCUCAAGAUCACCAAGCAUAUUGAGGUGAGCAAGCUUGUUAAAGGAAGGCCUCUUGAUAACUUAGAAUUUAUGCAAUGGAUGAAGAAGUAUUGUGAUUCAGUCAAUGGUGGCAUCAUGCAAAGUUACAAUCCUUUGGAGAGAAGAGAUUCAUCAAAAGGAGGAAAGGAGAUACAUAAAAAAGCAGCACCUGCACAAGUUCCAUCAAAGUCUUCAUCAGCUGCUGCCAAGACUCAGGGUACUCACCCUGCUCGAAAGAAUGAUGGAAAUCCGGCAAAUGUAUCACAGAAGCAAGUGAAACCUGCUUCAAAUGCUGGUGCACAAGCUUAUGAUGAGCAGAUCACUGAGCUGAAGCUAUUCGUGGAUAGUCUCGAGAAGGAGAGGGACUUUUACUUUGCAAAACUAAGGGACAUUGAAAUGUUGUGCCAGACUCCUGAGAUCAAGCAUUUGCCGAUUGAGGCCAUUCAAAGGAUAUUGUAUGCCACUGAUGACAACCCAUCUGUUGUGGAGGAAGCUCAAGCUAUGGUAUCACAGCAGCAUAAUCAACAGCCGGUUCUGAGCCCAAUCCCUGAAGCACCUGAUGAAAGACCAAAGCAGGAAACACAAAAGCGGAAGAACAUCUCCACCCUUGAGGUCGACAUGGCAUCAAUUUCAACAUCAACACCACGACAACGGCUUUCAGACAUCUCAAACUUUAGCUGCAGUGACUCACCUUUGACUGAAUGCUGAAAACUUUUAGCUUAUUGAGGAUAGUCUAUUGCUUAUUCCUGUGUUAGUUAAAACUUUGUAACUCUCAAAUCCUCUUGUUUGUUUGUAGUGUAUUAGCAUCUCUAUGUUGUACUCAGUGUUGUUGCAGGCUGUAUCUGGGGGGGUGCAAAUUGUUGUACAACAAAUGCUUACUUGGAAAAACUGUCUCUGUUUUGUGUAA